This is a messenger RNA of Grus americana (Whooping crane), 2328 nucleotides long. RefSeq names its product cyclin E1 (gene CCNE1). The record is from RefSeq and is a predicted model, not a curated record. The transcript has 11 exons. The coding region runs from base 579 to 1802 and encodes 407 amino acids. Gene Ontology annotation, molecular function: cyclin-dependent protein serine/threonine kinase regulator activity. Gene Ontology annotation, cellular component: centrosome; cytoplasm; nucleus. Lineage: Eukaryota; Metazoa; Chordata; Aves; Gruiformes; Gruidae. Gene Ontology annotation, biological process: G1/S transition of mitotic cell cycle; regulation of cyclin-dependent protein serine/threonine kinase activity.
CGCCCGCGGCGCCCUGCGCCGCUUCCCCCAGGGCCCGCCGGCGGCCGGCGGCGCCCCGCCGCGCCCCCCGCAGACCCCGCCCCGGCCGGCGCCGGCCCCCGGCGCUGCGCGCGGGGCCACGUGUGCGGGCGGGCGGGGAGGCGGCCCCGCGCCGCGCGUUUAAAUGUCCCGCUCGGCGCGGGCUGCGCUGUGCGCAGGGACGGGAGCGGCCGCGCCGUGAGGCAGGAGGCGCCCAGCGGAGCCCGCCCGCGCCGCGCUCCCGCCCUGCCCUUGCGCCCCGCCAACGCCGCCGCCGGGCGGGCACCCGCUCACCGCUCUCGCCCGGGAAGGUCGGGGGUGACCGGCGCGGCGGUGAGUGAGCGAGUGCGUGGGCAGGGGGCGGCUGGCGCCCCUGCCGCCUCCCGGGGUGCCCGGCCGCCGGGCGGGGGGAGCCGGCGGGGCUGGCCCGCGGCUGCGGCCGCCCUUUCCGCACCGUGCGCCCGCGCCUCCGCCGCCCUUUGUGGGGGCUGGGGCCCGGGCCUGCUCGGCGGCUCCCCGCACGGCGCUCCGCCCGCCCCGCCCCGGCCCAGUCGGGCACCAUGCGCCGGGAGAGCGACUGCGUGGAGGAGAAGGCUCCCGCCACGGGGGACGGGGGCGCGGAGUGCGCCGUGCGAGCCCGCAAGAGGAAAGCCGAUGUGGCCACGUUCUUACAGGAUCCUGACGAAGAAAUUGCCAAAAUGGAGAUGACUAGAAAAAAGCAGUAUGAAAACCAGCCAUCCUGGAAUAAUGUUCACAAAAAUGCCCAUAUGCUUAUUCCUACUCCGGAUAAAGAUGAUGAUCCAGUUGGUGUUGAUUACUCUCAGUUUAUACAUCUAAGUGUUGUUCCAACUAGAGCUUCACCAUUACCAGUUCUGGGCUGGGCAAACAGAGAAGACGUAUGGAAAAACAUGAUAAACAAAGAAGAGACAUAUGUGAGGGAUAAACUUUAUAUGCAAAGGCACCCUCUCCUGCAACCUAAAAUGAGAACAAUCCUUCUAGACUGGCUAAUGGAGGUUUGUGAAGUCUACAGGCUUCAUAGAGAAACUUUUUAUUUAGCACAAGAUUUCUUUGAUCGGUUUAUGGCAACACAACAGAAUGUUGUAAAAACACUAUUGCAGCUUAUUGGUAUCUCUUCUUUAUUCAUAGCAGCAAAGCUUGAGGAAAUUUAUCCACCAAAGUUGCACCAAUUUGCCUAUGUUACAGAUGGAGCUUGUACAGAAGAUGAAAUCCUCGGCAUGGAAUUGAUCAUUAUGAAGGCUCUUAACUGGAACUUAAAUCCACUGACAGUCGUAUCAUGGCUAAACAUUUACAUGCAAGUUGCGUAUUUAAAUGAGUUUUAUGAGGUGUUGCUGCCACAAUAUCCACAGCAAAUAUUUGUACAAAUAGCAGAGCUCUUGGAUCUCUGUGUGCUAGAUAUUGGCUGCUUGGAAUAUACAUAUGGAGUACUUGCAGCUUCUGCUUUGUAUCACUUCUCCUCAUCUGAGUUGAUGCAGAAAGUUUCAGGUUAUAAAUGGUGUGAGAUAGAGGAAUGUGUAAAAUGGAUGGUUCCGUUUGCAAUGGCUAUAAAGGAAGUAGGAAGCUCCAAACUCAAACACUUUAGAGGUAUCGCUCCUGAAGACUUGCACAAUAUACAGACGCACAUAAACAGCUUGGACUUGCUGGACAAAGCUCAAGCAAAACAAGCCAUAUUGGCUGAGCAAAAUAGGACUUCACCUUUUCCCACUGGUGUCCUUACACCACCACAAAGUAGUAAGAAACAGUCUUCUGGACUGAAGCCAAUAUGACUUCAGAAACUGUUGACAGACAGUUUUGCUGAAGUGCCUGUUCUGCUGGUUCUAACUCCUGCUCCAUUAUGGAAAUGCUGCCAGUGAAGUUCAUAAGCUUUUUAUGGAAUCUGAAAAGGAAGCCUUACUUUUUUUGUGACAGAAGAAUUUUUCUAUUUGAAAUAUUUUUAUUGAACAUUAAAAUAUUUUAAAGAAAUGGAUCAAGUACACCAGCCACUUAAAAGAACACCGAAGAGUGCUCCAAAUGCUGCUAUGGAGGGUGAUGCUUGAUGUGACCAACUGUUCAGAAAAAGGGCUUGAAGUUUAGAUUAGUUACUGUUUGUCCUUUGGAUAAUCUGCAGUCAUACUGUCCCCUGUUGACAAGUGGGCAAAAAGUGCUGUGGAAAACAAUAUUUCAAAGCCUCUUUUUCAAAUGGUUGGCUUAUGACUAGAUGCCUUUUUAAAAAAUUCUUUAUUGUAAAUGCUGCUAUGUCUGUGUAUCCAUUUUUAAUAAAAAUGCUGUCUAAGACAGCUGGUUUUAUGUAUA